UACUCUUUGGCAAUUGCUUUCCUUGUCAAUUUUUGCUUCGACUGGAAAUAAAAAUAGAAUUUUAUUAUAAUGGAAGAAAAUAAGACUAUUCAAUCCAAUGAAUAUCAAAAAUCAAAUGAAGAUAAAAAUCCUAAAAAGAAAAAUAAGAACAAAAAAAAGCGUAGUGGCGGUGAUGGAGAUAAUCAAGUUUCCGUGACUUCCGAUGCAUUGGCUCUUCCUAAUUCAGGGGAUAUUCAUCAAAAUAUUUCUUUAAAAGAUCUAAAAAUGGCAAUGGAAGUAUUGAACCUCCAACAGAAGCCAGCAAAAACGACGGAAGAAGCUUUACACAAAUCAUAUCAAUUUUGGUCCACUCAACCUGUGCCAAAAAUGUACGAGAAAAUUAUAACCAACGAACCAAUUGAACCACCAAAGACUCCUGAAGAAAUAAGAUCAGAGCCUUAUACUUUACCUGAUGGCUUUCAGUGGGAUACUUUAAAUUUAAAUGAACCGCUUGUACUAAAAGAAUUGUACACUUUAUUAAAUGAAAAUUAUGUUGAAGAUGACGAUUGCAUGUUCCGUUUUGAUUAUCAGACAGAUUUCUUAAAGUGGGCCCUCCAGCCUCCAGGGUGGAGGAUGGAGUGGCACUGUGGAGUGCGCGUAGUUAAGUCUGGUAGAUUAGUUGGCUUCAUUUCUGCUAUUCCAGCUACAUUGCGAAUUUAUGAUCAUACUCAGACUGUAGUAGAAAUAAACUUUUUAUGUGUUCAUAAGAAACUCCGUGCUAAGCGUGUGGCUCCUGUGCUCAUAAGAGAAAUAACAAGAAGAGUCAACUUGACAGGAAUAUUCCAGGGUGUUUACACUGCAGGGAUUGUUUUGCCUAAACCUAUUGCUACAUGUCGAUACUGGCACAGAUCUUUGAAUCCUAAAAAGUUAAUUGAUAUAAAAUUUAGCCAUCUAUCUAGAAAUAUGACAAUGCAAAGAACUCUUAAGCUUUUUAAACUUCCAGAAUUACCAAAGACAGCAGGGUUUCGAAAAAUGGAACCAAAAGACUCUGAUAAAGUUGUUAAACUUUUAAAUGACUACUUAGAAAAAUUUGAUUUGGUGCCCAUCUUCUCAGAAGAUGAUUUUAAGCAUUGGUUUGUUACACAGGUGGGAAUUAUAGAUAGUUUUGUGGUGGAAGCUUCAGACGGCUCUAUUACUGACUUUGUUAGUUACUAUACACUUCCGUCCACUGUAGUUUACCAUCCUGUACACAAAACUCUGAAAGCAGCUUAUUCAUUUUACAAUGUAUCUACAAAAACACCUUGGGUUGAUUUAAUGCUUGAUGCAUUGAUAACUGCCAGAAAUUCUGGUUUUGAUGUUUUUAAUGCUCUUGAUCUUAUGGAUAACAAAGAGUUUCUAGAACCCCUCAAGUUUGGCAUAGGUGAUGGUAAUUUGCAGUACUAUUUGUACAAUUGGAGAUGUCCCAACAUAACUCCUAACAAAAUUGGGUUAGUCCUUCAGUAAUGAAAUUGUGAUAAAAUAUUUUAUGAGUUGGCUUCACACUUUCUUUGAUAUUUUUCAUAAUACAUAUGUAGUAUUUUAUUAUUUGGAAAUAUAGUAAGCAUUAUUCAAAAGGUCUAAUAAAUUAUAUAUUGUCCUAAAACCUG
Molecule: messenger RNA, 1625 nt
Organism: Bicyclus anynana (squinting bush brown)
Lineage: Eukaryota; Metazoa; Arthropoda; Insecta; Lepidoptera; Nymphalidae
Gene: Nmt
Product: glycylpeptide N-tetradecanoyltransferase 1
Exons: 1
Coding region: 70-1482 (470 amino acids)
Biological process (GO): N-terminal peptidyl-glycine N-myristoylation
Cellular component (GO): cytoplasm
Molecular function (GO): glycylpeptide N-tetradecanoyltransferase activity
Source: RefSeq, a predicted model, not a curated record